Molecule: messenger RNA, 447 nt
Organism: Soboliphyme baturini
Lineage: Eukaryota; Metazoa; Nematoda; Enoplea; Dioctophymatida; Soboliphymatidae
Source: the annotation of a GenBank genome assembly
AUGUCAACUCCGCCAUUGCCGGUCCCAAGCCCGGAUGAGAAAGGAGGAUGGUUGGAGACCGUGGCAAGUCUUCGUAAAAUUCAGCCACCUGCCACUCAUGGUAUUGACGUCAUCGAAAAUUAUACCGGCUCGGUCGCCGCCCGGGUUACCAAGGGCUGCGCAGGCUGUUGGGAAAAGGCUCCACGAAAUCGACACCACCAGUGGGAGCUUAAAGUCGGAAAUUGGAACAUAUCUUCACUCAGAGGAAAAGAGCAAGAACUAGUUGAUGAGACCAUGAAGUACCAACUCGACAUUGUUGGACUAUCGUCAACAAAACGCCCAGGCUCUGGACUCCUGAACCUCAAUGGACGGAAGCUGUUCUACUCAGACGUCGAUAUCACGACUCGCGCUCAGGCCGGUAUUGGCGUCCUGGUAGAACCCAACCUUGCAGAUAGAAAAAUCGAUUAG